UAUAUAGUUGUUUUCUCUCGGUUUUUUCUCUUUCCUCAGUUCGUUGUCUACGACUGAGGGUAUGUCUCUUUGUUCUGUCGUAUGCUACCUAGACGCUGACAUAACUACAAUAGUUUGACGAUUGUCUAGUCCUUUUAUACCACCCAGCGGUCCAACCACCAGAACCAAGUAUGUACUAUUUGCACUGUCUACUAUGUACCCAAUUAAACGGUGCCGCGGUGCUCCUGGCGCUCCCCGAACUUGAACGGUCCUACGUCUCGACUCUCGGACGAUCCGCAAAUAUUCAAUUUUGCGUCGAACUUGAUCUUUGCAGGGAAGGCACUUCUCCAGAACCUGACAACUUUCCAACGCAGCGAGUCGACACCUGUCGAGUCAUCUGUCAUUUUAUUAUAAAACGACCUGGGAACUCGGUACUCAUCAACAAGGCUCGUGAUCAUUUUCCGCUUCUGGUAUAUGUUUCCGAGUCUUUUCUAAUAUGCAAGAACCAAUCAUGUGGGAUGAGACAGUUACAUAUUAAUAUAAAGGCUGGUCAUAAGACGGUCACAUAUCGGUUAGGUGUUGGGCCUUCAUCUGGGGCUCAUCCCGAGUCUUUGGUAUCUUACUCGGCGCCCUCUAGUGUCCUUGAGAGCCCCACAUGCAUGGUCUUGCCACUUUUGUUGCCCUGGGUAAGACUGGCGAGCCUACGCUGCAGAUAGUAUGGGAAGCCUUCUUAUCGACGUUCCCGAAAGAAGGUGUGGAGGUUCUCAACAUUUUUCAGUCACGUUCUAUUGUUGUAUGUACCACAGAUCGCUAAUUGCACCUCGAGUAUUUGUUCAACGCGACACUCACAGAUCAUAUCAUAUAGCUGCCGAUUCAAAUAACAAUGAACAUUUUUAUGAAGGUUUCCGUCAUCAUUGAGUAUUCUACUUAUCUGCAUAUUUCAUGGUGGAAAGCACUCAAAGCCGCGGCAUGCCACGUCAUCUCUCGAUAUCGGACCCGACGAAUGCGUCACGUGGCUACCGAUAUACAAUUAUUAUUGUCGUGGAACGUAAGCGGUCCGCCCAGCGGCAG
Molecule: messenger RNA, 1050 nt
Organism: Suillus paluster
Lineage: Eukaryota; Fungi; Basidiomycota; Agaricomycetes; Boletales; Suillaceae
Exons: 1
Coding region: 171-695 (174 amino acids)
Source: RefSeq, a predicted model, not a curated record